CUGAUUUUCUUCUGUUAAUAUAGAGAGAGAGAGAGAGAGAGAGAGAGAGAGAGAGAGAGAGAAUCUUUAAUUUUCGAAUAGCCUCGAAUAUUCCCGAAAUUACCUAAUUUCCAUUUAAUAACCUUCUCCCUUGACUCUCAUCAAUCUAUUCUUUUGAUUCUCAGGAAUGGCGAGUGGUUUUGGUGAAUCAACAAGCAUGCCUCCACCAAGUCCAUCUUGCUCGAGCAGUAAUAAUGCUAACGAUGCUGGUGAUUUUGAAUGCAAUAUUUGCUUUGAAUUGGCUCAAGAUCCAAUCGUCACACUUUGUGGUCAUCUCUUCUGCUGGCCAUGUCUCUAUAGAUGGUUGCACCAUCACUCGCAUUCUCAAGAAUGUCCGGUUUGCAAGGCCCUGAUACAAGAGGAAAAACUUGUUCCCCUUUAUGGCAGGGGGAAAAACAAGACUGACCCGCGCUCUAAAUCGUAUUCGGGCAUGGAAAUCCCAAACCGCCCAGCUGGGCAAAGGCCGGCUACUGCUCCUCCUCCACCCCCGGAAACAAAUCAGUUUGCAAAUUAUGGGUUUGGAUUGAUGGGCAGUUUUGUUCCGAUGGCAACCGCAAGGAUCGGUAACUUCACCAUGGGUUUUGGAGGCCUAUUGCCAUCCUUGUUUAAUAUUCAUUUUCAUGGAUUUCCAGAUGCUACCGUGUAUGGAACAACUUCAGGGUUUCCUUAUGGGUUCAAUACAUUUCACGGUGGUGUUGCUCAUGGGUUUCCCCAGCCGACGACACGAGGGCAGCAGGCAGAUAAUGUUUUGAAGAAUCUUCUGUUGUUGAUUGGGGUGUUUGUCGUCCUCGCUUUGCUUUAUUGGUGAAAUAGUUCAGCAUUUAAGCUGUUAUCCAGUGUUGGAUAUUCAGUGUCUGUAGAUAUACCAGCAGCACUGGAGAAUGAUUAUGUUUGGGCUUGAGAAAAAGUUGUCUAUAUGAAUGAUACUGUCAUUUUUGUUUCUUUUUAGCAUCAGCAACAAUAAAAACAAGUGAAAGUUCCUCAUUUUUCCUCUUAGACAUGGAAAAUUUAUGUUGAUUGCUUGUUCAAUUAAUGUAAUCCUAUUGUACUGAA
Gossypium raimondii (Peruvian cotton) is the source of this 1092-nucleotide messenger RNA. RefSeq lists its product as uncharacterized. Bases 167 to 847 code for a protein of 226 amino acids. The transcript is spliced from 2 exons. Gene Ontology annotation, molecular function: ubiquitin-like protein conjugating enzyme binding; ubiquitin protein ligase activity. Gene Ontology annotation, biological process: ubiquitin-dependent protein catabolic process. NCBI's taxonomy places the organism in Eukaryota, Viridiplantae, Streptophyta, Magnoliopsida, Malvales, Malvaceae. Gene Ontology annotation, cellular component: endoplasmic reticulum. The record is from RefSeq and is a predicted model, not a curated record.